Molecule: messenger RNA, 347 nt
Organism: Staurois parvus
Lineage: Eukaryota; Metazoa; Chordata; Amphibia; Anura; Ranidae
Source: the annotation of a GenBank genome assembly
CAUGUAUGAAUAGGGAACCGGGGCGGACUGACAACUCAUGGGGCCCCCGGGCAAUAGGGGAUCAUGGGGCCCCUGUGUCCUUGUCCACACUCAAAACACACCCAAAAAAGCCUAUAAAAGGUACCAGAGGCAUUUCAUGGGGCCCCCUACUGACCCCGGGCCCUCGGGCAGUGCCCGAGUGGCCCAAUGAGUUGUCAGUCCGCCCCUGGCUGAAGGUUUUUUUACCUUCAUGCAUUCUAUGCAUGAAAAUAAAAAAAACCUUCUGUGUGCUUCUCCCCCCCACAGCCCCCCCAAUACUCGCUCACCUGAGCCCCCUUCUCAAUCCAGCAAUGUGCACUAGAGCCCCU